Dibothriocephalus latus is the source of this 621-nucleotide messenger RNA. The record is from the annotation of a GenBank genome assembly. NCBI's taxonomy places the organism in Eukaryota, Metazoa, Platyhelminthes, Cestoda, Diphyllobothriidea, Diphyllobothriidae.
AUGAUAGACGAUGGCGUUGAUUUCGAUACCGAAAAUGCCGAUAGUCAAGCUGCUACUGAGUUGUCAGAUCAACCCCCCUCGGACGAUCGGUUUGCUGGUCAGCGCCGAGUUUUUGAAGACAUGGGUGCAGAGGCUCUGGAUCAUGCCAUGAAGGGCUACAACGUCUGUGUCUUCGCGUACGGACAGACCGGCUCUGGGAAAUCCUACACAAUGAUGGGUAAACCGGGUGAUCCAGAUCACGAGGGCUUGUCUCCACGACUGUGUCGUGAACUCUUUCAGCGCUUGGAGGCCGUGAAGAGGACGAAGUCCAACGACUUUCAAUAUCUUGUGGAGGUAGAACCCGAAAGAAUUGAAAAUUAUGUUUUUCCCUUCCAGGUAUCCUAUAUGGAGAUAUACUGUGAACGAGUUCGUGAUCUACUCAACUCCAACCAAAAGGGUAAUCUGCGCGUCAGGGAACACCCGCUUCUGGGUCCCUACGUUGAGGACCUCUCGAAGUGUGCAGUUCGAUCCUUUGAGGAAGUAAAUGAUCUGAUGGAUGCCGGUAAUAAAUCAAGGUCAGAAGCAGCUCAGUUUUCUUUACUUUUGCUUAUGCACUUUGCGGUCGACGCUCAUAAACACUAG